This is a messenger RNA of Eupeodes corollae, 4179 nucleotides long. RefSeq names its product multidrug resistance protein homolog 65 (gene Mdr65). The record is from RefSeq and is a predicted model, not a curated record. Gene Ontology annotation, molecular function: ATP hydrolysis activity; ABC-type transporter activity; ATP binding. NCBI's taxonomy places the organism in Eukaryota, Metazoa, Arthropoda, Insecta, Diptera, Syrphidae. The coding region runs from base 157 to 4020 and encodes 1287 amino acids. The transcript is spliced from 13 exons. Gene Ontology annotation, cellular component: membrane. Gene Ontology annotation, biological process: transmembrane transport.
GAUAUACUUGAUGUAUUUGGAUCUCUUGAAAAUAUAGAAAAAAGCGGAUAGCUAUUCGGAUUCGAACUGGGAAAUCCUUCGGUAUUGUGUGAAGACCUGAGUCUACAUGACCUAAACAAGGAUUAUUAAAUCAAAUCAAAAUCAAUCAAAUCAAAAAUGUCAUCCGUGGGAGAAGAAUCUUCUUCGGGAAAAUGUGAAGAGGAGGAACCCGUGGAGGCCACACCACCGGUUGGAUUCUUUAGACUUUUUCGAUUCACAACUCCUUGUGAAAUAUUCCUGCUUAUUAUUGGAAUUUUGAUGUCAGCGAUUAAAGCUUUGACACUUCCAGCAGUUGUUAUAAUUUACAGUGAAUUUACAGCGAUGCUUGUGGACCGCACUUUGGCUACAGGGACUAGUUCAACAACUUACUUUUUACCUCUUUUAGGCGGUGGGAAAACACUGACAAACGCUACACGAGAGGAGAACAAUAAGGAGCUGUACUAUGAUUCGAUUUCCUAUGGACUCUUGUUAACCAUCACUUCCGUUGUCUUGUUGCUGUCGGGAAUAUUUUCAGUUGAUGUUUUCAAUUUAAUUGCAUUAAAACAAGUGACUCGUAUGCGGAUGAAACUCUUUCGAGCAAUCAUGAGGCAAGACAUAAGUUGGCAUGAUACUGUAACUCAACAGAACUUUGCCCAAAACAUGACAGAUGAUAUUGAAAAGAUCCGCGAUGGAAUUUCUGAAAAAGUUGCCCACUUCCUGUAUUUAAUUAUCAGUUUCGUCAUAACUGUGGCUAUUUCGUUCGCAUAUGGCUGGAAGUUAACUCUGGCCGUAAGUGUCUACAUUCCUAUUGUGAUAGUUAUGAACUAUUUCGUGACUAAGUAUCAAAGCCGUUUAACAGCUUUAGAGCAAGAUUCUUAUUCAAGUGCUGGAAAUCUGGUCGAAGAAAUUCUUAGUUCAAUUCGAACAGUUGUUUCGUUUGCCGGGGAAAAGAAAGAAUCCGCUCGAUACGAUAACUUCUUGAUUCCCGCUCGAAAAGCUAGCCAAAAGAAAGGAGCAUUCUCUGGAUUCAGUGAUGGAGUCCUGAAGUCUCUGCUUUUUAUUUCAUGUGCUGGGGCCUUCUGGUAUGGAGUGAAUCUUAUUCUAGCUGACCGAGACAAGGUGGACAAGGAAUAUACCCCAGCUAUUCUUAUGAUUGCAUUCUUUGGAAUAAUUGUGGGGGCUGACAAUAUUGCUAGAAGUUCACCAUUUCUCGAAUCUUUUGCUACGGCAAGAGGUUGUGCCACAAAAAUAUUCGGAAUCAUUGAUUCCAAAUCAAAUAUCGAUCCGAUGUCAACAGAUGGAAAAAUUCUCAACUAUGGGCUUAGAGGUGAAAUAGAGUUUCGGGACGUAUUUUUCCGGUAUCCUUCGCGACAAGAUAUCAUCGUUCAUAGAGGUUUGAAUUUUAAAGUGAAAGAAGGUCAAACCAUUGCACUUGUUGGUUCAUCUGGUUGUGGAAAGUCCACUUGCAUACAACUUCUGCAGAGGUUCUAUGAUCCUGUAUUCGGACAAGUUCUUUUGGAUGAGUUGGAUAUCAAGAAAUACAACAUAAGCUGGUUGAGAUCGAAUAUUGCUUGUGUUGGACAAGAGCCUGUUCUAUUUCAAGGAACCGUGAGGGAAAAUAUUAUGCAUGGUAAAUCAACGGCAACACAGAAAGAAAUCGAAGCCGCUGCCAAGUCUGCCGGUGUUCAUGACUUUAUUGUGAAUUUGCCAGAAAGCUAUCAAACUUUUAUCGGAGAAAAAGGUGCACAGUUAUCAGGAGGCCAGAAGCAGCGUAUUGCUAUUGCUCGGGCACUCAUUCAAAAUCCAAAAAUUCUCCUCCUCGACGAAGCAACUUCAGCUUUGGACUAUCAAUCUGAAAGACUUGUUCAAGAAGCCUUGGACCUAGCUAGCAAGGGAAGAACAACAAUUGUUGUUUCUCAUAGAUUGUCAGCUAUUAAGUCGGCAGAUCGGAUAUUUUUCCUUGAUCAAGGAAAAGUUGUCGAAGAAGGAUCCCACAAUGAUUUGAUGAAACUGAAGGGAAUGUACUAUAACAUGGUCCACGCAGGUGAUCUACAAACUAUCGAAUCAAAUGAUCAAGAUAUUGAAGAGAAAAAUAAAUCUCUGGGAAUCUAUGAAAAGUCUUACGAACUCAAUGCGAAUAAUUUUGAAAAAAAUCUAAAAGAUGUUGUCAGCUUCGAAGGACCUGUCUUCACAUCCCCCAAGAAUGACGAUGAAGAAAAAGAUGAAAAGACUCAAUAUGUCAAGACAUUCAUUAGAAUUCUGAAAAUCUCACGACCAGAGCUAGGCUAUCUGAUAUUUGGUAUUAUUUCGGCUACGCUGUAUGGAUUCACAUAUCCUGCUUUUUCAAUUGCCUUCGGAGAAUUCUACGCUGCUCUCUCACAAAAUGAUGAAAAUGAAGCUAGAAGCCGAACUGCAAUACUCUCGAUUUGCUGUUUGGUGAUUGGCAUUGUUACCGGGGUUAUUUCCUUCCUUCAAACUUACCUUUUCAAUCUAGCUGGAGUUUGGUUAACAACAAGAAUAAGGUCGAUGUCAUUCAAGUCGAUCAUGCAGCAGGAAGUUGGGUGGUUUGAUGAAGAAAAGAAUAGUGUUGGAGCUUUAUCCGCUCGUUUGGCAGGUGACGCUGCCAAUGUUCAGGGAGCUAUUGGUUUUCCUUUGAGUGGAUUAAUUCAGGCUUUCUCUAACUUUUUAUGCAGUGGAACUAUUGCGUUCUACUAUUCCUGGAAGCUUGCCCUUUUAUGUAUUUGCACAUGUCCUAUAAUCAUUGGAUCAGUGAUUUAUGAAGCCAGUUCCAUGUCAAGUGCAAUGAUUCGUGAGAAAAAGAUUCUUGAGGAAGCCAGUCGCAUUGCUACAGAAGCCAUUGUUAAUAUCCGAACAAUAGCUGGUUUAAGACGAGAAGGGGAAUUAAUUGAAAAAUAUAACGAAGAGAUAAGGAAAGUCGAGGUAGAAAUAAGAAAGAAACUUAGAUAUCGAGGUAUUGUUAACUCCUCGGGACAAGCAUUUGUGUUUUUUGCCUAUGCCGUAGGGUUGUGCUAUGGUGGAGUUCUUGUUUCAGAAGGUUCAAUACCAUUCCAGGAUAUUAUUAAAGUUUCGGAAACACUCCUGUACGGUUCCAUGAUGUUGGCUCAAUCGCUUGCAUUUGCCCCAGCUUUCACAGCAGCCCUGGUCUCAGCUCAUCGUAUAUUCCAAGUUAUUGAUAGAAAACCAAAAAUCCGCUCCCUUACAAAUAAGUGCAAGAAUUUCAACAAGUUGAAUCAAGUCGAAGGUGUGCACUACCGAGAUGUGGAAUUUAGAUAUCCAACGAGAUCAGAGGCACAAAUCUUGAAUGGCAUUAAUCUGCAAGUUCUGCAAGGUAAGACCGUCGCUCUUGUCGGGCAUUCUGGAUGUGGUAAAUCAACGUGUAUUCAAUUGUUGCAGAGGUAUUACGAUCCAGAUAAUGGAAAUAUUCACAUCGAUCAAGAUGACAUUAAGACUGAUCUAUCAUUGGAGUCACUCCGGUCAAAGUUGGGCUUAGUUUCUCAAGAACCAUCCCUAUUUGAACGAACAAUAGCCGAAAAUAUUGCCUAUGGAGAUAAUUCUCGGGAUGUUUCCAUCGCUGAAAUAAUGGAAGCAGCCAAAAGUGCCAAUGCUCAUUCUUUCAUCAUAUCACUGCCAAUGGGUUAUGAUACUAGAUUAGGUUCCCGCGGGACUCAAUUAUCCGGAGGACAAAAACAAAGAAUAGCUAUUGCUAGAGCUUUGGUUAGAAAUCCAAAGAUUUUAUUGCUUGAUGAAGCAACAUCUGCUUUGGACUUACAAAGUGAAAAGGUCGUUCAACAAGCUCUGGAUACGGCAUGUUCGGGACGAACAUGUAUCGUAAUUGCACAUCGUUUGUCCACAGUUCAAAAUGCAGAUCUUAUUUGUGUAUUGCAAAAUGGACGUGUAGCUGAACAAGGCAAUCAUCACCAGCUUAUCGCCAGAGAUGGACUUUAUGCAAGACUUCAUAAGACUCAACCGAGCUCUGACUAGAAAUCAUGUCUUUAAAGUUCUCUUGCUAUUUAAAAAAAUCACAAUAAUCUGUCCAAUUUAUUUUUAAGUAUAUUUUUUUUCUAAUUAUAAACAAAAAUGAUAUUGCUAUUCAUAAGUAUGAAAAAAAGAAAAUUAAAAUAAAUAUAAUAUUUAAAUCGA